ACACCCGAAACACAACGGCUCUUUUAAGAGCCACCCACAAUCUCCCUGAAAAAGCUAUACGAUUGCUCCACUUCUAAAGUUAUGACUUUUACUGUGAAGAAUUUUGAAUUAUCUAAUUGUUAUUUUCUUUUUGUUUCAAUCACAGAUUCUCGGUAAUGUAGAUUUAACCCUCGUUCAAUUAUUGAGUUUCGUUAAUAAUGCCUCUUAAAGUAAUGACUUGCCGAUUACCCUCGGCGCUUUGUUUUAAGACGCGUUAAUAUUCGACUCCUUUCCCUGGUUUUGGAGAGAGAGAAUAGAACGCAAAUGUGUCAGUUUCCAGUUCUGGUCAAGUUUGGUCUCAAUAAUCGAUCAGUUCAUUUCCUAUCAGCCCCGGUUGUGCAGCAACCUUCAGUCUCAACGCUGGCAAAAAUGUUCACUUUUGUCUGUUAUAAAUAUCUACAAUAUACCGUCCGUUUGCAGAACGAUGUAAAUGGGACUUUCUGCGGCUGCUAACAGGGUUUCAUAAAGGAUCGAGAUUGACCCCCGGAUCACGGAUUCUAAAAGCGAUUUGGAACAUGGGAUAAAAUGUGAAAUAGUCCCAUCAGGGACGCGUAUUCUUAAAACUUCGUCGUCAUUUCCAAUUCGUGCUAUGUUCUGUCCGUUAUUUUUCAUUUCUUUUUACAAAUUUGGCGGGCUUUUAAAAUUUGAAAAAAGAUCGGUUGAAAUAUCAAAAUUUGGCGCCGUUAUUUUCCGCCCUCACUCCGUGGAGUCUCCGGAUUGGUGAGUUCAGUAGAUAUCUGAUUGGUGAUAUGAACAACAUUAUGAGACGCAGCACAAAGUGACCAAUCAGCAAUGCCCGCAGCACCAUUCAUCCCGAAGCUAUAAGAGAAGCGAGUGUGAGAGGAUUUCCUCAUUCUCUGUGAAAGUGUUUGUGAGAUUGUGGAAAUGUCUGGAAGAGGAAAGACCGGUGGUAAAUCUCGAUCCAAGCCCAAGUCUCGCUCCUCCCGGGCUGGACUGCAGUUCCCGGUGGGCCGUGUUCACAGGCACCUGAGAAAGGGCAACUAUGCUGAGCGUGUGGGUGCCGGAGCCCCGGUCUAUCUGGCUGCUGUGCUGGAGUAUCUGACGGCUGAAAUCCUCGAGCUGGCCGGUAACGCGGCCCGGGACAACAAGAAGACCCGCAUCAUCCCCAGACACCUGCAGCUGGCCGUCCGCAACGACGAGGAGCUCAACAAGCUGCUGGGAGGGGUGACCAUCGCUCAGGGCGGGGUGCUGCCUAAUAUCCAGGCCGUGCUGCUGCCCAAGAAAACCAGCGCCGCUGCGGGCUCGAAGACCAAGUGAAGCGGCCAUUCUUUAAUCUAAUAACCCAAAGGCUCUUUUCAGAGCCACCCACAGAGUCUGUGAAAGGGCUGCUCAC
This is a messenger RNA of Carcharodon carcharias (great white shark), 1393 nucleotides long. Its product is annotated as histone H2A-like. Bases 925 to 1317 code for a protein of 130 amino acids. Gene Ontology annotation, cellular component: nucleosome. The transcript has a single exon. Gene Ontology annotation, molecular function: DNA binding; protein heterodimerization activity; structural constituent of chromatin. The record is from RefSeq and is a predicted model, not a curated record. Lineage: Eukaryota; Metazoa; Chordata; Chondrichthyes; Lamniformes; Lamnidae.